AUGAGAGUUACUGUUGGUGUUGAUCAUAUCGACGACAUCAGACAGAGGAUUUGCAUUCUUUUUCCCGAUUGCCUGCCCAUCUUCUUGGAACUCCUUCUUUGCAGCCCUGUCCGUCCCAUCAAUAGCGCAAUCAACCCAGAUGAUCUGGCUCUGUUGGACGUGCACCAGAAUGUCUCGCCUGAAUUUCCGUCAUCAAAGGAUCCACGGCUUGACAUUAUCAUUGUCAAACCACAAGGUCACGUUCAGUGCGACGAAUCUCCAUACAUUGGCCCGCAAGACAGGAUAUGUGCCCGGAGUGGCACAGUUGCAGUCCUUGCAAACAUGGUGGAUGCUGAAAAAAUCAUCCAUGUUCGUGGCACACCCUCAAGUGGAAAGUCAACACUUGCAUUGUUGUUCAGAGAUUUUCUUCGCCAAAACGACCGGAAGGUAUUUCUCAUUUCAGGUUGGCGCCGAUGUCUCGAGGACCUAGAUGGUGAGGACCCCUGGGCAAAAUUCGCUGAGGUUCUCCGGGUGAAGUACCGCAACGUUCACAAAAUCAAGGAAUUUUUCGCCAAAGAUACCGUCAUUAUCAUAGAUGAAGCACAGGGAACUUACAGAGACACAACAUUCUGGGAAGACAUUGUCAAAGAUAUUCGGGGUGAGAAGAGAUUCGAGAUCCAACUGUGUCUUUUCUGUUCCUACGGUAGUCCCGCAGCAGGCACAGAUUAUGAUCCUAUCGAUAACCGCACGCCCAUUAACUUUACUGCGAAACAAACUGUUUCGUUGACUCCUCUCGUUGCAGACGGUAUAGGCCUAUUCUAUGACCGACACGAGUUCGAUGAUGUUGUUACAAGAAUUUGUUCUUGGGAUGCUACUCAGCGGUACUCCAUUGAAGCAGGCGCUCGCGACUACAUAUUCGGCCUCACCAAUGGACAUCCCGGAGGAGUUCUUUCGAUUGUUAAGUAUAUCUUCAGUGUGUUCCGUUCUGAGAUAAAACAUGGGAGAAAAUCCACGAUAACAACAGCCGAUGUGGUCGAUGUUCUGGCAAAAGAUGACGAAGUGUUCGAGAAAAUCGAGGGAACUGUUGUCACACGAUCUUUUCCAACCCGAGGUGGCUUCACCCCGCAGGCCAAGAAUGUGUUGUGUAAGAUACUCGAGGAGGGAUUCGUUCCUUUUGAUAGAUCAGAUGAAACAGAUCCUGGCCUUAGAGUAUGCUACGAAAAUGGAUGGAUUCAAAGGGCCUUGCGUGAUGUUGGAAGCAAAGAAACGGAAUAUAUUGCUGUUCUAGCAUCUCGGCUACAUGAAAAAUAUGUCGAGUAUCUAAUCGGCACGUCUCCCUCGCCAUUCCCAGCCAACGACUUUCCCAACAUUCUUAUCUUGUGUACACAGAUUCUCCAGAAUUUCUCGCCCAAGAGGCUGCGGCAUUGCUCGGCAGGGAAAAUGUCAACUGCUGCACGGCUGAGACCUGUGGAAGCUCAAUACCAGGAUGAGUUCUACAGGGCUUUCAACAAGGUGGUAGGACGUGGCGUACCGAUAUCCAGUGAAUGGUCUCCAGGCAGCCAUGGACGAGUCGACUUCUGGAUUCCCGAACCGCGCUGGGGAAUAGAGCUUCUUCGCGAUCAUAGCCGCCUCGAUCAACACUGCAAUCGAUUUAAGCCGGGCGGCCUUUACCAUCCGUGGAUUGUGAAUGGUAUGAUCAAUGAUCAUAUUGUAAUCGAUUGCUCGACGUCUUUUCCUCGCAAUGCUCACUCCGAUCCGAAGCUGAUACGCGCCGUCUUCACUCAAGAUUACUCACUAUUGACGAUUCUCGAUCACAAUAAUAACCCUCUCGGACACCCCAUUGUUUUGACCAACUGA
Messenger RNA from Talaromyces amestolkiae, 1836 nucleotides. RefSeq lists its product as uncharacterized. The transcript has 5 exons. The coding region runs from base 1 to 1836 and encodes 611 amino acids. Lineage: Eukaryota; Fungi; Ascomycota; Eurotiomycetes; Eurotiales; Trichocomaceae. The record is from RefSeq and is a predicted model, not a curated record.